AUGAUGGCACUGGAUGAUCUGUCUGGUACCCUGUUCCCAGAUGGAACAGUGCUCAUAGUGGGGAAUCCCCGGUGCUCCAAACAAGGGACCGGAACCUAUACCUGUCAAGACGGUGAAUGGUUGGUCAAUUUUGACUGCAAACCAGGACCCGACAUGAAAUCGAACCGAAUAUUACAGUAUGUUGGGAUUGCAUUGGUCCAACGACGGGAUACGUGGACACGGUUCCACAUAAAGUGCAGAGCACCAAAAUGGACCCAAGGUUAUGAUUCUGAAUGCAGAGAUUCCAUUUGGUUUCCAGAAUUGCCGAAUUGUGAUGCAGACUGCGCACUCGGAAGUUACAGUGUUAACUGUUCCAAGCAAUGCCAUUGCCGACUGGGCCCAUGCGAGGUUGUUACGGGUGCAUGUGAAAAUGGCGGAUGUAAAGACGGAUGGAAAGGAAUAGCGUGUAAUGAAAGCUGCCAACUCGGAAGUUACAGCGUUAACUGUUCAAAGCAAUGCUAUUGCCGUGUGGGCCCAUGCGACGGUGUUACGGGUGCAUGUGGAAAUGGGGGCUGUAAAGAUGAAUGGACAGGAAUAACGUGUAAUCAAAAGUGUGGCGGGGUCCUGACAGAUCCAUUUGGCCUCAUCACGAGCCCCAACUAUCCACAGGAUUACGAAAACAACAUUCAUUGUACCUGGUUUAUCAACGCACCAGAGGGCAGACGAAUCAAUGUGAACUUUACCGACUUUCGAUUUGAGAGCUGCGACUUCUGCGAAUGUGACUACUUGGAGCUUUUCAACGAACCUAACGCCUCCUUGCCGUCAAACGGCAAGUUCUGCGGGACAGCUCCACCUAUGGGAUUCCAGUCGCAGUCGAACUCUGUCCGUAUUGUAUUAUUCACAAACAACCACACUACUCGUAAGGGGUUCAGACUGAAUUACACAUUCUCCACACAAGGUAGGAAUCAUUUGAAGAAUGUUCCAUUUGGCGUGUCGAUUUAA
Dreissena polymorpha is the source of this 981-nucleotide messenger RNA. Its product is annotated as cubilin-like. The record is from RefSeq and is a predicted model, not a curated record. NCBI's taxonomy places the organism in Eukaryota, Metazoa, Mollusca, Bivalvia, Myida, Dreissenidae. The transcript is spliced from 7 exons. The coding region runs from base 1 to 981 and encodes 326 amino acids.